This is a messenger RNA of Cladocopium goreaui, 2565 nucleotides long. NCBI's taxonomy places the organism in Eukaryota, Dinophyceae, Suessiales, Symbiodiniaceae. The record is from the annotation of a GenBank genome assembly.
AUGUCUGAUCAAGUUCCCAUGUGGGGCAAAGCUGUGAGUCAGAAGAUCAUUUUUGCAGAGCAUGAGCUUGCAGGAUGCAGGUACCAAGAUGCAGUGAAUUUCAGAGAGAUCAGGGAGGAAAUUGCAUCAGCUCAAGCAACAGUGGCAAACAAUGCGGUGCAAAUCAUCACAGCCUCUGAUGAGACAGGUCUGAAAAAAGUUGCAGGCAUGAGGACGAUGUCUGCAAACAGCUAUGAUGAGAAGUACAGGCUGACAUAUGAAGCCAGACAGAAGACUUACAACAUUGUUGGUGAAGGCCCCUUGACAGGGGAAGUGGCCAAAGGCUUGCUUGUCUUUGGAGGCCAGCAUGCACGAUUGAGCAAUGUAGAUGAGCAAUGCAAGUGGAUAGAGACAGAGGAGUUCCUGAUUGGAGACAAUAAGGUGCAGCAUGAGGCAGGCACAGUCUGCAACGUCAUGAAGCCCUUUGUGAAGCUCAGGAAUGAGUUUCCAGGCCUCUUUGAGAAGAUCUCCAUCAUGACUCAGCCUGCAAGCAACUGUGAUGGAGUGUUGAUGAAGUGGAUUGCAAUGGAGCAAGCCAUGCAGGAGCCAGCAGGAAUCGCAAUCAAAGAUUCAUUUGCUGCAAAUUUUGCAGCUGAGACAGAACAGGCAGAGCACAUUUGCAACAUAGCGUCAGCUCACAUCUUAGGUCACAUGACUGCCCAGUUGCAAGUCACAGACACAGACUUUGCACGAGCUUUUAAGCACAAGUUCAAGAAUGAGUUGGAUGAGAUGAGGAGGGAUUACAAGAAGGAGAAAGGCACUGAGAAGGGAUUCAGCAUUGGCUAUGAGCAAAUCAUCAGAGCAGCAGUAUCCAGCGAAGACUACAUGGAGGCCAUGAAGGAGAAAACCAAUUGGGUGGUGGAGGCAGCCAUCAGAAAUGGUUUAGUGGCAUACAGGUGCAGCCCAUCAGGUGAGUUGAAGAAGAUCACAGAUGAGGAGUGGGCAUGCAAGACGGGAACAAGGAGGAUCCCAUCAGACUGGCUGGAGAAAAGGUACUCAUGGCUGCAGGAUGGAGUUCCAUCAAUACCAGACUUCAGCUUGAGUCGAGAUGCAACAUGCAUCACAGACCUCAUCAGCUGGAGCAAUGCUCAUCCAGUUCAGGAUGGAGAGGAGGAAGAGCAUCAAGUUCCGGCAGAAGAUGAGAAGGAGCAUGCAGAGAAGGAGCAUGAAAGCAAGCAUGAGGUGGAGGCAGCAAAGGAGAAUCAAGAAGUUGAUUUCACAGACAUCAGCGAUGAGAAAUGGUUGAGCAAGAAGCUGCUGUCCUCCAUAGGCAAGCAAGAAGCAUUAGGCCAAAUCCAGGCCAGAAGCAACAACAAGAAGAGGGUUGGCAAGAGGCUGUUGAAGAAAAGCACCAAAGCAAAACCAUCAGCAAAGACAAAAGCGAGUUUGAAGACUAAACCAUCAGCAAAGGCCAAGCUUCUGAAGAAGGGCCGCAUGAAGAAAAGUACUGAUGGAGUUGGUAAAAAGCUGCUGGCCAGUAUGAAGAAAGACAUGCAGCAUACAGAGCAUGCAGAUGAAGAGAAGCCACCAUUGCCACCACCAUCAGAACAUCCUUUGAUGGGCCUAGAGGUAAGAGUCACAGAUGAGCAGGCUGGGCCCAAAUCUUUUGGAAAGACAGGGGCAUUGAGCAGCAUCAAUGAGCACAAGGCCACUAUUUUCACAGCCAGUGGCACCGUCAGCUGUGGCACAAGCCGCAUUGAGGAAGAAAGAGCAGAGUGGAAGAAGCCAGUGCAACAUAAGCAGUUCAACUCCUUGAGCAGAGCAGUGAUGCAGAAGAUUUUGGAAGCCAUGGUGCAGAUGCUGGAUCCAGCUUUGGUGGCCAGAUUGAGCACCACUUUGACCAGUGAGGAUGAGGAGACAUUUCAGCAUCCCCAGGCAAGCAUUUUGAGCUUUGCACCAGGUGUGGAGAUGCUCCUUUGCCCAAUCCAGGGCCACACUCCUGCACAUUGGACAUUGCUUGUGAAGGAUUCAUCAGGCUGGCCAGACCAGCUGCAGAGUGAUUGGAAGAUCAAGCUGCAGAAGCUUCAGAAGGCAUUGCAGGGAGAGUUUGAUAAGCUGAUGAAGGCCAAACAUGAGGCUGAGAAACAAGCAGCAUCUUUGAAGAAAAAGCAGGAAGAUGCACAUACCAAAGCAUCAGAGAGACUGAAGAAGUUGAAAGAUCACAAAAGUGCAGCCGCAUUAGAUGCCAUAGCCAGCAUGACAAAGCAUUCCCAGUACUUCAGAGUCAAGGAUUUAUCAGACCAUGCAGUUUAUCAGAUCCAGCGUGCAGAGGAGAAGCUGACAAGAUGUGGAAGCUGCAGGUAUCAAACUGGCUGCUUGAGAUGUGAUGCAGCCAAAGCCCUCAGCUACCACAUCAGAAAUGAAGCUCAGAAGGCCAAUAAAGUACCAAAGUGGGAAGGAGGGGUGUUGUUGGUUGUGGUGGUGGUGGUAGUGGUGGCGGUGGUGGUAGUGGUGGUAGUGGUGGUGGUGGUGCUGCUGCUGCUUGCUCAAGUGGAAGCAUCAGGAGAAGAGAAGGAAGAGGACUAA